Cottoperca gobio is the source of this 1944-nucleotide messenger RNA. RefSeq names its product ubiquitin specific peptidase 18 (gene usp18). Lineage: Eukaryota; Metazoa; Chordata; Actinopteri; Perciformes; Bovichtidae. The record is from RefSeq and is a predicted model, not a curated record. Gene Ontology annotation, biological process: protein deubiquitination. The coding region runs from base 148 to 1161 and encodes 337 amino acids. Gene Ontology annotation, cellular component: nucleus; cytosol. Gene Ontology annotation, molecular function: cysteine-type deubiquitinase activity. The transcript has 10 exons.
UGUAAAAACGAAAGUGAACCCGGAGCUGUGGAUGUGACGGUGAUGUUUACUCUGAAGUGAGAGGAACACAAUCAUUCUGCAGCCCGGGGACGGUAGUGUUUGUCUCCAGACCUCCAGGCUGAUAACUGACACACUGAGUCUGUGCUGAUGUCACAGUGCUGCCGUUAUUUCUCAUUUCCUAUGAGGGACAGAUCCUUUGGAAUGAGAGGCCUCAACAACCACUGUCUGUCCUGCUGUGUGAACACUUUACUGCAGACCUUCUCUGCUACCUGGGAAAUAGGAGACCUACUGGACAAGUGGCAAACAGCUGGUACGACAACGGACAGUCGUAACGUUCCUCUGCAGCUGAAGAAAGUUCUCACGGCCAUGAGGAGGGACCUCCCUCAGCCGGCUCCUCACAGUGACUUCCUCCGCUCUCUGGACUUGAACUCCAUUCGACUUAAUACGCAGCAUGAUGCUGACGAGGUGUUCCUCUUCAUCCUGAACUUCGUGCAACAGCAGAUGGAUGACAAACAUCUGGCUCUUGAAAUCCAGAAUCUGUACAAGAUUUCUGUUGAGACGUACCUGCAGUGUUUAGAUUGUUCCGCCGUCCAGACUCGGACCAGCUACCUGCUCAGCCUGCCUCUGCAUGUCAAGGAAGAUCACGACUCACUGACAGGCUGCAUUACCUCCUUCUUUGAGUACCAGGAGCUAAGUGGCAUAAAUAACUGCUUUUGUGAACAAUGUGGCAAGAAGACUCCUUCUAAACAGGCUGUCAAACUGCUCUCCCUGCCUCGUAUCUUGUGCGUGCACCUGAAAAGGUUCCGUAAUAGCUGUGGUUACACCCGAAAACUCGAUUGCAGGGUCACCUUUCCAGAAACCUUUGACUUCUCUGAGACUCAUAAAGCAGCGUUGUCCUCAGACUUUGGCCAGAAUGACUGCAAGUACACAUUGCAUGCAGUGGUAGUGCACUCUGGAACUGCAACGUUCGGGCACUAUACUGCCUUCGUUCGUCACAGGGGGAACCAGCGCUGGUAUUCUGCAGAUGACAGCCGCGUACAACAGGCCUCCUGGGAAGAAGUGCAGAGAACAUACGGAAGACAUGGCGGAGGCACAGCAUACAUGUUAAUGUACAGAAGAGGUUCGAAAGAGGAGAUGCAACAACCUCAACUUUCUGGCUGAAUGGAUGGAUGCCAAUGAAUUACACCUGGGGUCUCGGUGCAAUAUUGAAUUAUGAGAUAGAAACGCAUUUAUUUAAUGUUUACUGUACGUGGUACAUGGUUUUAUUUUUAAUUAAUUUUCUGAGCUUAUGCAGAUUGCACAUCGGAACAGUAUCUAAGGAAGCUUUUGUUUCCUUCUGAUUGGAUUGAGGUACCUGUAAUAAUACGUUCUUUGACAAACCUUUAAACAAAUGUCACAAAAAGCCUAUAUCUACUACAUUUAUAUCACUUUGCUCUAUUUAUAGAGUCUUUUUCUUUUGGUUUUCCCUAGUCUGUGGUUGUAACUUGUUUUGUUGUUGAAAAAAACAACCAGCAAACAACUAAAUUAUAUAUAUAUUUAGUGUAUAUACUGUUCUGUUUUUCAUUUGUUUAGUGAGUGUUUGUUUGGGACCCCGUUUAAAACGAGAGGAUGCAUCUUAAGGGGUGGUUUAUCCUGGGGUAGUACAUUUCUGCCAAACACCAAUAGGUGGCGAUGAAGACUCAACACAGUGACGGGGUUUUCCAGCCUCAGACCACACACACUGUGAACACACUCUGAUACUGGGGGGGGGGGGGAAGUUGGUUUAAAAACAAAAAUGCUUAGCUUAGAUAUUCCCUGUUUGGGGGGAAAUACCUGCUAUUGGAGUGAGUGUUCACUUUCCUGACAUUGCUGUAUAAUAUAUGAGUCACUCAUUACGAACAAUGAAGUCAUUUUUCACAUUUGGGCUGCCAAAAACAACAAUAUAAAAUAUCCUUCAACAUCUCA